GAGGUCGCCCUGAGAACACCGAGCCAAGUCUGGGAGGCAAGGAAUGAGUGUGAAUGGUGUUCCGCUGCGUCAGCGAGGCCCGACCCGCCCUUGGGAGGAGGAUCCCGGGGACCGGAGCAGCCACGCGGUGGGGAGGCAGAGCAGCAACCCCCGGAAAAGGCGAGGGUCUUGCUGCUGGGGACAAGGCCGCAAUCACCCUCCAACAGCCCAGGUCUCCACGCCUCUGCAGUCGGAGCGGAAGGGGCGGAACCACGGUGAACAAAGCGCACAAGGUCCAAGGUCCGCGGCCCCGGGGGAGGAGAAGCGCCUGCUUUCUGCGCAGUCGCCCCGCCCGGACUGGGGGGCGGGACUUAGGCGACCCGGGGGUGGGGUCAGAUCUGGGCCCGCCUCCACCAGCGCCUGUGAGCCCCGGAGUGCGUGGCCCCCCGGCUUAUUCUGGGGGCUUCAGCUGUUCCCGAGCUUGUCCCACUCCAGAACUAAGCCUCCCCUACGCCAAAAGCCCAAGACUCCCCUCCUGAUUCCCAUGGCAGGCUACUUGCCUCCCAAAGGCUAUGCCCCUUCGCCCCCUCCACCCUACCCCGUGCCAUCUGGGUAUCCAGAGCCGGUGGCUCUGCAUCCUGGACCGGGACAAGCUCCAGUGCCCACCCAGGUGCCUGCCCCUGCUCCCGGCUUCGCUCUCUUCCCCUCGCCAGGCCCGGUGGCUCCAGGGCCUCCUGCUCCUUUCGUGCCAUUGCCAGGGGUGCCUCCUGGCCUCGAAUUCCUAGUGCAGAUUGAUCAAAUCUUGAUUCAUCAGAAGGCUGAACGAGUGGAAACGUUCCUAGGCUGGGAGACCUGUAAUAGGUAUGAACUUCGCUCCGGAACCGGACAGCAACUGGGUCAGGCAGCUGAAGAGAGCAACUGUUGUGCCCGCCUGUGCUGUGGUGCCCGGCGUCCAUUUCGAAUCCGCCUAGCGGACCCUGGGGACCGCGAGGUGCUCCGCCUCCUCCGCCCACUUCAUUGUGGCUGCAGCUGCUGCCCCUGUGGUCUUCAGGAGAUGGAAGUCCAGGCUCCACCUGGCACCACCAUUGGCCAUGUGCUACAGACCUGGCAUCCCUUCCUUCCUAAGUUUUCCAUCCUGGAUGCUGAUCGCCAACCUGUUCUACGAGUUGUAGGGCCUUGCUGGACUUGUGGCUGUGGUACAGACACCAACUUUGAGGUGAAGACUAAGGAUGAAUCGCGAAGUGUGGGCCGCAUCAGCAAGCAGUGGGGAGGGCUGCUCCGAGAAGCCCUCACAGACGCCGAUGACUUUGGCCUCCAAUUCCCAGUCGAUCUAGAUGUGAAAGUGAAGGCCGUACUGCUGGGAGCCACGUUCCUCAUCGAUUAUAUGUUCUUCGAGAAGAGAGGAGGCGCAGGACCCUCUGCCAUCACCAGUUAGAAGCCACCUCAGGAUGAGGAGACCCAUCUCCUUGACCAGAAUUUAAGAUGGUCAGCUGCCCUGGACAUUCCCUCCUGAAGCAACCCUUUCCUUGGCAUACACUGCAGCGAACCGACGAGGGUGGCAGAGUGGUUGGGAGCCAUUGUGUCCCAUCCCUUCCCUCCUUCUCCUGUGGCCCUGCAGAGGCGCAUGUAUGAGACCCGUUCCUUCUUCUGUUCACCAUCUCCUGGCAGUGCCUGUGCACACAUUAGCUUUUAAACUUCCCUGCACACUCCUUCCAGCCUUCCUCUGGGGCCUCUGCAAAGGCAGGGGCAUCUGGAAUCCUGGACUCAAGUUUUACCCCAGGGCUUGUGGGUAAAAGGCAAGCAGUACCAAAGAUGGCAGACACCACCCUUCCCUUAUGGCACUUUAGCCAAUUAGUUUAGCUUCCGAUUGUGGCACUCUGAGGGGAUCCUUGCCUCCUCACUAAUAGCUGUAGCGGUUGGGCCCCUGGGCCCUGCGGGUGCUUUCUGCAGCUUCCUGUGCCUUAUUUAACCGUUAACCCCUUCCUUACCCUACUGUAGGAAGGAGGCUGUGUCUUUGUAUGUUGUACUCAUAUAAACUUUGAAACUUUUUAAACAGUA
Molecule: messenger RNA, 2037 nt
Organism: Mus caroli (Ryukyu mouse)
Lineage: Eukaryota; Metazoa; Chordata; Mammalia; Rodentia; Muridae
Gene: Plscr3
Product: phospholipid scramblase 3
Biological process (GO): plasma membrane phospholipid scrambling
Cellular component (GO): plasma membrane
Molecular function (GO): phospholipid scramblase activity
Source: RefSeq, a predicted model, not a curated record